Diuraphis noxia (Russian wheat aphid) is the source of this 312-nucleotide messenger RNA. RefSeq lists its product as uncharacterized. Gene Ontology annotation, biological process: regulation of transcription by RNA polymerase II; anatomical structure development. Gene Ontology annotation, molecular function: DNA-binding transcription factor activity, RNA polymerase II-specific; RNA polymerase II cis-regulatory region sequence-specific DNA binding. The record is from RefSeq and is a predicted model, not a curated record. NCBI's taxonomy places the organism in Eukaryota, Metazoa, Arthropoda, Insecta, Hemiptera, Aphididae.
AUGAAGACGCCGAGAGAUAAGUCACCCAGCAGAACUCUUAGACCUCCUGGACUGAUUGGUGGAAGUAAACCCAAGGUUGCCACUCCGGCAGUCGUAUCGAAAAUUGAAUUCUACAAACGCGAAAAUCCAACGAUAUUCGCGUGGGAAAUUCGAGAAAAACUCAUAUCUGAAGGAGUGUGCACGAACGGAACGGCGCCGUCGGUGAGCAGCAUCAACCGGAUACUGCGGAACAGGGCGGCCGAGAGGGCCGCGGCCGAGUUCGCUCGGGCCGCCGGGUACGGGCUGUACCAGGUGUCGCACCCGUACGCGUCU